This is a messenger RNA of Enterobius vermicularis (human pinworm), 246 nucleotides long. NCBI's taxonomy places the organism in Eukaryota, Metazoa, Nematoda, Chromadorea, Rhabditida, Oxyuridae. The record is from the annotation of a GenBank genome assembly.
AUGAAAUCUGAAGAGAAACUUCAAUUUUAUUUCCUUGCUGUAGGUAAACAUUGGCGUGACUGGUUCUGGUUGGUAGAGAUUAGGAUGUUAAGCGCUAAUGCAGCGGAGCGUAAUCGCCCUAAACUUGGUUCUUGCUUUGUCAGUGAUGUUUGCAAGUCUGUGGGUGCACGUGUAGACGUCUACUUGCAGCAGGCUGAUUUGUGGAAGGAAAGAGAAAAGGACAGCAGUCCUCGGUACGAGGAAUAA